Monodelphis domestica (gray short-tailed opossum) is the source of this 1449-nucleotide messenger RNA. Lineage: Eukaryota; Metazoa; Chordata; Mammalia; Didelphimorphia; Didelphidae. The record is from RefSeq and is a predicted model, not a curated record.
AUGGCUGGAGAGCAGAGUUCACCCGCCAGCGGCUCGACGCCUUCUCCUACUGCGGAAGGCGCGGUCGCAGGACCAUCUGGCGAGGGUUACGACCCUAAGUGCGUGUUUUGUCGCAUCGCUCGACAAGAGGAGCCUGGCACCCAACUGUUGCCCUGCGAGUCUGAAGACCUGGUUUGCUUCCCAGAUAUCAGACCUGGGGCACCACACCAUUAUCUUGUGGUGCCAAAGAGGCACAUUGGAAACUGCAAAAUUCUAAAGAAAGAAGAUACAUCCUUAGUGGAGAAAAUGAUCACUGUUGGAAAAACCGUUCUUCAGCAGAAAAAUAUCACUAACCUGAGUGAUGUGAGAAUGGGUUUCCACUGGCCUCCAUUCUGUUCUAUAGGCCACUUGCAUCUUCAUGUCCUGGCACCAGCCAGUCAAAUGGGCUUCUUAUCCAGAUUGAUUUAUAGACGCAAUUCAUACUGGUUCAUCACAGCUGAUCAGAUGAUGGAACGACUACAGGCUUGAAGUGCUACCAGCUGAAGAGUUGUCUUGAUCUUGGCUCACAGUAAACUAAAAACUUGGGUGCUUAGAAAUCUCUUAUAGUUUGAAGUAUAUAGUGACAGGCCAUCUGAAGCAGUCUAGAAUGUUCUAACUGAAAAGAUAUGAAAAGCAAGGUUUGAAUCUUAAUGUGUCUUGUGAUUAUAAUUCACAGAAGUAACUUCUUAAUAACCUUGGGAGUGCUUUUAAUAGAAAAUGUCAGCUCUGUAAGAUAUUACAGGUAAAAUCACAUUAAAACUUACAAAGAAGAGUUAUAUAUGUUACAUAGAUACUUGUGCAUGUGUAUAGAAGGGACGUUAUUUUCAUAUCAAGGUCUUACCACCCAAAAAUUCUGCUAUAGUACUUUUAAAAAUUUACUUUCAUUAUUUAUUGAAUAUUUAUAAGUUAUUUUCUUUAAUAAUAGUACCUGGUUAUGUGCUACUGUAUAGCAGGAAAGGAAAGAAGACUUAAACCAGGUUAUUUAUUCCCAAAUCUUCUUCUAAUUCAGCAGUAAUUAUUUCUUAUUCCCUCUCACCCUUUCUCACUUAAAUAUUAUCCUAAUACAUUGAGAAAACAUAAUCCAAGGAUUCCAGUAACUUGGAGCAGGAGGAGUGGCUUGUGUAUGAGACACCACUUACCUUUUUGCUGGCUCGGAGUGCUUCCCAUUGUUUAAAGUUCAGCUUUUCUCCAGGCAGUUCAGCCUCAGCUUCCUAAAGGCUGUGAGCAUGAUUUCUAGCAAUGCACUCAGUUUUUUAAAAAUUAGCUAUCAGAGUUUUACUUUCUAAGAUUUUACCUGUAAUGACAUGGGUUAGUGAAGAAAUCUUUAUAAUAUGUAAACUGAUGAUAUAAAUGUAUUAAAAUUGGCAGCAACUUUUAAAAUGAUAUUCUUUUCUUCUCCCUGAUGGAAAUUGAAUAAAAAAAUAAUAAAAA